AUGGGAUCCUCUGUUCAACCUAAAGCGCAGAAUGGGAAAUUCCAGGUUGGAUUCCCGCCUGUUGCCGCUGCAGAGAAUUCAGCAUUGAUCCGACAUCUGGUCGAUGUUGUCAACGCCGUCUACACCAAGGACGAGCAGGGCAUAUGGGCCUCAGACAAGCCAUUCGCAAGAACAGACGACGACGAGAUCAGCAAGUAUCUUCAAAGUGGGGAGCUGGCUCUGGCGUGGGCAUCCGACACAUCCAAACCGGCAGAGCCCGGCUUCGUCCCCGAGCCGUCCUCCGUCAUGGGGUGCAUCCACCUGCACCGGCCGGAGGAGCGCCUCGUGGAGGUGGGUAUGCUCGUGUGCGACCCGGCGUUCCGCGGCAGUGGCGUCGGGAGGGAGCUCAUGCGUUUCGCCGAGGAGCACGCGAAGGAGCAGGGAGCCGCCGUCACCCAGGUCGAGCUGCUCUUCCCGGAGGGCUGGGAGCAUCCCUUCAAGAUGAGGCUGCAGGGCUGGUAUGAGCGGCUUGGCUACAAGCUCGUCAGGAUGGGCGAGGUCAAGGACAAAUACCCGCGCCUGGUCGACAGUCUCGCUGGGCCAACGAGGUUCAAGGUGUCUGAGAAGCAGCUGUGA
Messenger RNA from Phaeoacremonium minimum UCRPA7, 615 nucleotides. RefSeq lists its product as hypothetical. The record is from RefSeq and is a predicted model, not a curated record. The transcript has a single exon. Gene Ontology annotation, molecular function: N-acetyltransferase activity. Lineage: Eukaryota; Fungi; Ascomycota; Sordariomycetes; Togniniales; Togniniaceae. The coding region runs from base 1 to 615 and encodes 204 amino acids.